Magnolia sinica is the source of this 900-nucleotide messenger RNA. RefSeq lists its product as uncharacterized. The transcript has 5 exons. The record is from RefSeq and is a predicted model, not a curated record. NCBI's taxonomy places the organism in Eukaryota, Viridiplantae, Streptophyta, Magnoliopsida, Magnoliales, Magnoliaceae. Bases 142 to 612 code for a protein of 156 amino acids.
GGGAUCGGAUGUGAAAGAUUCUUAACUUGAGACUCGGGCCUGUGUCUGUCUUUAUAUUAUCUCUCUCCCCUCUGCUCGAAGUCGAAGAUUUCAGCUUAAGCAAGAGAGAGAGGGAGAGAGAUUGAAGUAGGUUUUCCAGAAAUGGGAUUCACAUCGUUCGCAGGCAGAGUUCUAUUCGCUUCCAUUUUCAUCCUCUCCGCCUGGCAAGAGUUCAAUGAAUUUGGGGUUGAUGGUGGGCCUGCAGCGAAGGCCUUCAGACCCAAAUAUAAUCGUUUCACGAACCAUGUGACAUCUCAUUUAGGUGUGCAGGUGCCGCCAAUUGAGAUUAAACAAUUAGUCGCUGCUUCUAUAGCUAUGAAAGGGAUUGGAGGUAUACUGUUUAUCUUCGGCAGCACCUUUGGAGCCUAUCUCCUGAUUCUGCAGUUGGCAUUUGCUACUCCCAUUCUCUAUGACUUCUACAACUAUGACAUUGAGAAGCCAGAAUUUCUGCAACUUUUCCUCAAGUUCACACAGAGUUUGGCGCUCUUUGGUGCAUUGCUCUUUUUCCUUGGGAUGAAGAACUCCAUUCCGAAGAGGUCCAAGAAGAAGGUUCCCAAAUCAAAGAUGAACUAAGAUCUAAGGGAUAGCUGAGCGUCGAUGCACCGUGGCUGCCUUGUUCUCUCCCCGCUCCUUUUGUUCACGUGUAUCGGAUUAAAUUUUUUUUUUAGUGGGGGUAUGUUGUCGCCAAUCAUUCCCUCCUUUUGAGAUGAAUUAUUACGGUUUUCUAGUCAUUUUACUUUAGUUGUAAAACUUAGUCCUGCUUGGCUUUUUUUGUUUCCCUUCAACUUAAAUUCUAGGCAGUAGUUUGAUUUGGUACAAGAAUUUAUAUUGAAAAAUGGGGCUUCCUUUCUGUUUUUAUGC